Molecule: messenger RNA, 2910 nt
Organism: Dreissena polymorpha
Lineage: Eukaryota; Metazoa; Mollusca; Bivalvia; Myida; Dreissenidae
Product: putative nuclease HARBI1
Exons: 4
Coding region: 112-777 (221 amino acids)
Source: RefSeq, a predicted model, not a curated record
AUCAUCGUUUUUGAUAACAUAGUAAAAUUAAUGGUUAAAUGGUUAUCAUUUAAGACUCAUCACCGCUUAAACAUAUUCUUAUAGUUAUAAUUUUUCAAAAACAGGUUUCCGAUGAACAGAGAAGACAUUGUCAAAGAGAAGAGGGCCUUUUACGACAAAUGUAGAUUUCCAAAUCUUGUUGGAGCAGUGGAUGGGACCUUAAUCCCAAUCACUACUCCAACUGUAGAUGAGGAAGUCUACAUUUGUCGUAAAGGUUAUCACGCCAUCAACUGCCAGGCCAUAGUUAACACCAGUUUGAAGUUAAUUGAUGUUGUUGCGAGAUGGCCGGGGUCUACCCAUGAUGGAGCGGUCUUUGACAAUUCAAGAAUUAAGGGACAUCUUGAUGCUACUGCAAAUCUCAUUCUUCUGGGCGACAGUGGCUACGCCCUGAGUCCUUCCCUACUCACCCCCAUAAGGAAUCCCCGUACCCAACAGGAAGAGCGGUACAACCGCAUACACAAGAGGGGUCGGGAAGUUGUGGAACGGGGAUUUGGAAUAUUAAAGUCAAGAUUCAGAUGUCUACAUCAAUCAGGGGGUGUUCUGCCCUAUAAGCCACUUCAGUGUGCAGCCUUGUUUGUUGCGUGCUGCCGCCUGCAUAAUCUUCUGAUGGAAAAUGGGGAUGAACAAGAAGUCGAUGCUGAUGUACGGGAGGAUGAUGACAAUGAUGAAGACCGUGUUGAAGUUGAACACAAUCAAGGUGGUGCUGCUGUUCGGGAGUUUUAUGUUAAUCUAAAUUAACAUUCUUUUUUAUUUUAAAGGUGAUAUGAGGUUACAGGGCCAGGGACAUAGACAAAACAAGUCUAUAAAAUGUGUGUUUAUAAUAUUUACAUCUGAUAAAGACAAAACAAGUCUAUAAAAUAUGUGUUCACUUACAUCUUAUAAAGACAAAACAAGUCUAUAAAAUGUGUGUUCAUUUACAUCAGAUAAAGACAAAACAAGUCUAUAAAAUGUGUGUUCAUUUACAUCUGAAAAAGACAAAUUAAGUCUAUAAAAUGUGUGCUGAAUGAGACAUAGCUGAUUAAAUAUGUUUUGGGGCUUGGGGACAUAGCUGAUAUUAUAGCUUUCGGGCCAUGUGAUUUAGCUGAUUAUAUAGGUUCUUGGACCGGGGAACAUUGCUGAUAUCAUAGGUUUUGGGGUUAUGGAACAUAGCUGAUAUUAUAGGUUUGGGGGCUGUCGUGCAUUUUUCGUCAGCAAUUACCUUGUUAACCGUCUAGAAGCCACAUUUAUUUGCAAUAACCAUAAAUCUUGGUCAGAAGAUUUGAAUGAGUGAAAUCUCGGUCAAGUUUGAAACUGGGUAACCUUGGGUCAAACACUAGGUCACCAGAUCAGAUUGAAGAAAAAGCUUUUUAACGCUCUAGAAGCCACGUUUAUAGCACAAUUAGCAUACAUCUUGGUCAGAACAUUUUAUCGACUGAAAUCACAAAAGAGUUUGAAACUGGGUCACCUCUGGUCAAAAAGUAGAUCAUCAGGUCAAAUUGAAAACUUUUUGAAAUACUCUUUUGCAUCAUUGCACAAACAUCAUAGUACAUGGUAUUACAUGCUUGGUGCAACUCAUGUGAAUAAUUUAUGGCUAUUUGGCCCUUUUGUUAAACUGUAAAUUAAAAUGUUUCUUUUUAUGUCCCCUAGCACUAUAGUGGGGGACAUAUUGUUUUGCCAUGUUUGUUGGUUUGUUUGUGUGUUAGCGUCAAACUUUCAACAUUUGCCAUAACUUUUGCAAUAUAAAAGAUAGCAACAUGAUAUUUGGCAUGCAUGUGUACCUCAUGGAGCUGCUUAUUCUGAGUGGUGAAAGGUCAAGGUCAUCCUUCAAGGUUAAAGGUCAAAUAUAUAGCUUCAAAGUGGCGUCGUUAGGGAAAUAGUGUUUAUGACAAAAACAUUUUUUGUUUUAGUCUGACUUUUUAGCUUAACUAUUAUACAUGAAAUAUAUAUGCAUGUAGUGGAGCUAUAGCCUAUCCUACUCACCCAGGUGUGUACAUCUGCGUGAGCGUUGGAUUGUUAGAGUUUGCGUACCACCUCAAAUAUUUUCUAUGUCCCUUGACAUAUUGCUUUCAUAUUUUGCAUACUUCUUUACCAACAUGACCGCAACCUGUAAACAUAAGCAGACAACUGUAAUAAGCAUUUUGUAAGAAUUAUGGCCCCUUUUCUACUUAGAAUAUGCAUAUUAUUGAUAAAUCUAUGUUAAAGUUUGCGUACCUUCUCAAAUAUUUUCUAUCUACCUUGACAUUUUGCUUUUAUAUUUUGCAUACUUCUUUGCCAAAAUAACUCGAAUCUAUAAACAUGAGCAGACAACUAUACCAAACAUUUUGUAAGCAUUAUGUUCCCUUUUCAUACUUAGAAAAUUGAAAAUUUGGUUAAGUUUUGUGUUUAGGUUCUUUUUAUUCCUAAAGUAUCAAAGCUAUUGCUUUCAUACUUGCAACACUUACAAUACUAACUAUCAUAAGGGGACUGUGCAGGCAAAGUUAUAUAACUCUGACUGUCAUUUUGACAAAAUAAUGGCCCCUUAUAUACUUAGAUAAUUUAACUUUUGGUUACGUUUUGUGUUUUGGUCCAUUUAACUCCUAAAGUAUCAUAGCUAUUGCUUUCAGACUCGCUAACUAUCAUAAGGGGACUGAACCGGGCAAGUUGCAUACCUCUGGUUGGAAUUUUAACGGAAUGUUUGCCCUUUUUUGUAUAAGUAUCUUUAAAUAUUUUGUUAUAUUGCCUUAUGGACAUCACUGCAUUAGUGUAAGGCGGUAGCUUUGAUGUAGAUUUCUGCUUCUAUUGGUAUCAAUUGAUAGUUAUUUGUUAUUGUUAUACUAUUAUUGUAAAUGUUUUCAGUGUUCAAUUUUAAAUUCUUAAAAUAUUGCUUUGAAUCAUAUAGAAUGUUUCUUCAAA